Molecule: messenger RNA, 6632 nt
Organism: Toxoplasma gondii ME49
Lineage: Eukaryota; Apicomplexa; Conoidasida; Eucoccidiorida; Sarcocystidae
Exons: 2
Coding region: 1-5388 (1795 amino acids)
Source: RefSeq, a predicted model, not a curated record
AUGGCUAGGCGGCCGGGAACCAGCGACCUCAACGCAGGAGAAAAUGAAAGCUCGAGGACGGCAAAAGAGUCGCCGAAAAGUCCGGCCGUCGUGUGGCGUGUGAAAAAGGUGGCUGUUCCAAUCGAAGCCGACAUUGACACCACAUUUGUGAAUUUAGGCGAGGACACGAUGCAAAAAGAUGACGCAGACCAAGUGGCCUUCGACUUUGCCGAGUGCGGCAGCGACGCCUUGACCUCAAAAUACAACAGCUCCCACGUCGACGAUGAUGAGUCCGAAGCAGGCGGAACGGAAUUCGAGGAACAGCAGACGCGCGCACAGACCAGUGCAACAUCAGACAUGGACUACUGGUGUAGCGUAAAUCAAGCCAGAUCUCCAGAAUUAGACGAGGGAGACUUGUCUAAUCCUCUGCGUGGCGAGACACACUCCACCAUCUCUGAAGGAAGAACUGGCGGCAGCGCGGGUGCCGUCACAACGGAUGACCCCGCGACAGCCGAAUCUUUCGAAACCGCGUACGGCGGCGACAGUAUGCUGGCAACUCUAGCGUGCGCCGCAUCAGAGGAUACAAAUUUUCCUCAGAGCAACGAAAGCGCGUCUAGCAUUCUCAGCAAUACAAGUCGCCUGUCAGAAGAAGUCCUAGCGCAGCUGAACGAGAACACGAGGUCGAUCUCAUCGUGCAUCAGUCGCGCGCAGCUGCUGCUGGGACAGCUCACCGACACAGCAAAUUCUCAACUGGAAAGUGGCGCUACGAACGGCGUGCACCACAUGACAGAAGUCGGACAGACGGUCCGUCGUGCGAGUUUGGAGGAGUAUAUGGUCUUUCAAGAACAGCUAACUCCCCACCAAGACGACGAUGAAAUCAGCUUCGAGCUCUCCCAAGAUUCCGACGGCGAAGGAGUCACUUCGCCUCUUCACGAAGACAGCCGAGUCCGCAGUAUCGGACCGAUCGACGAGCCGGAGCCACUUAGCCAACCGCCAGAAUUUGCACCAGUGGCCAAUGCCAAAUGGGAAAUAAGGGAAGCCACCAAGGUGAGACCGCCGAGGCCCGCCUCAACGGUGCCUCGCGACCAGGUUUCCACCGGUGAUGAAUUUCCUCUUGACGAGAGUGAAAAUCGCCCUCGGAAGGACCACACGACAGCCAGCGGAUUCCCCGGCGCAGGCGCACCUGUCCCGACCCCCGCGGUAAAGAGAAUUUCUUCGACGGUGAAACAACCCCCGGGAUCGCCAAAAUCGAAGACGCAGCUUGAGACGUCAAAGCAAAGACACCCGAUCAAGACACCGAAGAACAAGACACAGCUCGAAAAGUCAAAAGAUUCCGGUUCAAUCCGUCCUUGUGGCCGUUCCUGUCUUGCAGCGAAGUCUGCUGCCGACUCGGACGCGGCCUCAACUUCGGCAACUCGCGGAGUCACUCGCACAGGAGGCAAUGCAACGAAAGCACAAGACCGCAGUGCAAAAGGACCAGCCGCGCGAGGCCGCUCGGUUUCCAGCGUUCUGUCCACAUCACCAGACAGAAAGACACCGCAUCCUCACACUCAGCUCGGAAGUGCCCCGACAGGAACCUCUCAGCCGAAACCCACCGUGCAUUCUCGGCAGUCGUGUUCCCCCGCAGUUGCGAGUCGCGUCUCAGCCGCGGAACUGAUUAAGCAGAUCACCGGAGCUGCCGCGGCGAACAGCUCGUCGCCGACUCGCAGUCCAUCCUGGACCGAAUUGCCCGCGGCCGCUCGGGAAAAAAUCGUGGAGAUUCUCCACCAACAGCGGAUCGUGCUGACCAGCGGGACGACAAUUCGGCAAGCUGUCGAAGCCAUCCGGCGCGCCUGCGGAAAAACUUCAGAGCGGAGUUUGGCGGGGUCAUCCGGUGCAUCUAGUCGUAGCAGCAAUUUUGCGGGUCGAGGCGUCGCGGGCGCGCAGAAGGGUGUCUUCCAGAACGAGACGGCAGCCGGAAAUUCGGGAGUGGCCCCGCGCUCUGCUUCGCGAAAGCACCAGAGCCUUCCUCGACGGUUUUCCCUGUGCGCACGCAGCCGCCUUGGCUCGGCCACGAACCCCCGCCCCCAACAGAACCGGCACUUGCGGCGAAGCCUGUCCGAAAACCAGACCAGUCUUCGCACUCUCACGCCUGCGCCGCGGGCCUCCGGAACGAGGGGACGAAGCUCGAUCGGCUCGAUGUUACCAGGACAGUUGCGGAGCAACAGCCGUCUGUUGUGCCCCCACGGACUCAGGUACAAGAGCCUUUGCACCUUCUGUAGCCAAGCGGACGCGUCUUGGGCGGCGAUCGCCAGCAAGGGUUUCGCCCAGCCGACCGUGUCAAGUCGCAUGCAAGAGACGGAAACGAGGAGACUUUUCGGAACGUGCGCAGGACGCAGAGCCACCCCCCUCAAGGCAAACGCGAGUCGCGCGAAACUCUGGGCCGCUGGCGGCAUCUCGAGGGCCACGGUGGAAACCGUGGUGUCGGGAGUUGGAGCAAGAAGCCGCUCCAGCGUGGGAGCAGCCUCGUGGACUUCCGCGAGCAGUGCCCUGAGCCGCGCGAGUAUCGGAAGCAAAACUCGCGACUCCAGCGUCGAGCCCCUCCCUGGAGACCGCGUUGUCGGAGCCCCGCCCCGCGGCCGAAGUCGAAAUAGUCGUCCUCUUGCGCAACAAGCGCGAGGCCCGAAGGCGUCCGGCGAGACUCCCGCGGUGUUCCAGCGUCUCUGGGAGGGCGCGAUGGAGAGGCAGCGCGCGAGAUCUCGAGAUGCUCCUGCUGUCAGUGGAGCCGCGAGACUCAUUGUGCCGCGCCAUUCCCUGGGGAGUUCGACGGGAUCGAACAACUCGAGCUCCGCACAGCGCAGAAGCAUCAGCGAGAAAAACGGGAAAACUCCAGCGCGCGCGCUAGUCCGCUCCGGUCAAGGUGUCUUGGGAGCUGAAGAGGGGCCAAGGCGUCCGCAGACAGGCGGCCCGUCGGCAAAGCUCAACGCGUCCCCCAGAACGGCGACGCAGACGCCUUGUCCACAAGGAAAGAGACCGACUGCUGUCUGUCUACAGUCAGGUCAGGGUCACCCGUUUCAGUCUCCGGCGACUGCUUCGUUAUGGCAUUCUCAGCCGCAGUUUCCCCCACCAAUGCACGGGCAGCAACCACUAGCUUCGCAAGACCAGUGGAGUCUCAACCAGAGUUUCCAGAUGAAUGUGAAUCAAAAUGUUCCGCUUCCAGUUGCCUUGCCUCCAAUCUCUCCGCCGUUCCAAAGCAUUCCGAUCGAUCCUCUGCGCGUCGCGAACCACCACGUUGCACUCAACUCUGCCGGUCAACCAGGCUAUGCACUGCCAGUUCCUCCUCCAGGAGUGCCCUUCGGUCUCCGCCCCAGCAAUGGCACCAACCCCGUGCCCUACAUGACGCCGAAUCCUCGUGCGCGCUCUCCACCACCCAAUCCCUCCAUGCUUGCAAAUACGUCUGCAUUCAACCCUGUCUACCAACAAUUUCAAACUUCGUCGACGCCACCAGUACGACAAUUUGAGAAUGCUGGAAUGUCGCCACAGCAGAAAUUCCAGACAUCGUCCAUGCCACCGCAGCAAUAUUUCCAGAAUGCUGGAAUGACGUUACAACAACUUCAGACGUCUACGACGCCCCCAUUCCACCAAUUUUUCGGGCCACCUCCGGUGCAGUCUCAGUUCGUUCCAGUGCCGUUUCCCCAGGGGCCUGGAGCGGGUGCGUCUCCUGCCAUCUUCUACACUCCGCAAGCAGCCCAACCUGCGAGCGAGACUCCAGAACGCGGAGUCGAGAGAUUUUGCACCGCCCAUAGAGAAGGUCUGCGUACACCGCAGCAUCCAACAAACCUUCCGGCUAGCCAGAAUGAACUGAAGACUCCAGAUGGAAAGGCCGAAGCGGUUUGCGAAGUCAAGCCCACGGACAGUCGAAUGAUGAAAGAGGACCCGACAGUGGGUCUGUCUUCACUCUGCAUCAGCAACCUCCACAUUGAGUCUCGCCCCAUUCCUCGCCUUGUCCCAGAGAAACAGCCAUCUGCGAGUUUGCCAGGCAAAAGACAGGCAACACCUCCACGCACAGGCGUGCCUUUUGUGCGCACAAAGAGCGGAAGGACUUCAAUUCGACACGCCGAAGUUGUGGAUAAGAACCCAGUUGGAGAAGGUGCGCCACUCCCGAAGACAGACAAAGGCGAAGCACCCUCCGUAGUCGAAGUUAAGGAGACACAGGGAGAAAUGCACUCGUCACAGAGCAUGUCUGCAUGCGUCGAAUCAAGUGGAAAUCGAAAAGACAAGUCUCGCCAAGAACUAUGGCAAGAAGCGUGGAAGCUCCAAGUCGCGCAGUGGCAGCAAUCCCAGUCGCAACAAGGUCACUCCUUAGGUCACAGCAGCGAAGCCGCGAGCGCAAAGCCGUUCGUUAUCCCUGCGCCUUCUGUAUGUGUCAAACCUUUCACAGCGACUCAACUUUCCACCACGCCGAUUUCGACUCCGAAGGAAGGUGUUUUCCAAGCCAAUGACGAAGCGGCCGUUCCACAACAAACACAACACACCCAGGCGAUUCCUCAUUCGUUUUCUUUCGCCACGUGCCCACCCCUCGCGGUGACUUCACCCAGCGUAAAUGCGUCUCUGGUGCAUGAGGAUUCGAACCAAGAAACGAUACCGGUCGAGUCGGGAGCACCUGCCACGCCCGUCCCCACUCCUGCUUUCUCGUUCUCGCAGUUAUCGCACGCGAAUGAAGCAGGUGGGUCGAGUCAGAAGACACCUGAAGAGCAAGUGACAUGCCAAGCACUAAUACGGCCUCAACCGGAACAGGAGAAUGAAAUCGCUUGGGGGUGGCCCGAGGCCGAAGAAGCGCUAGCCAUCACAAUUGUCGAAGAGAAUGGCCGCGUUUGUCGCGAAAGGACGGAGACAGAGUUCGAACCCGCUCUAGGUGCUCGACCUGGUGGGGCUAUCUCGCGUAAAUUCCCUCUCCCUGUGACAGUCCCGUUCGGAGCCAAACUGCAACCAAUGGCGCAACGUGUUCUGCCCACGAAGACGGCCACAUUACUUUCUUCAGCCGGGAUCCACAAUGAGAAUAAUCACAGGCAGCAACACUACUCCGGUGCAAGGCCUGCAGGUGCGCAGCCGACAAUGAGUGGCACGAUGCUGUUCAAAGUUGGAGGACCCUCCGGAGAUGACAAAAGGAAUGCCACCAAAUGCGGCACGGAGUCCCGUCAUGCAAAUGUCUAUGUCUGUGGUCCUUCCGGACUAGCAGAUAUUCAAGCCGGAUCCGCGCUGCAAAGAACUCUCAUGGCACAAAAUCCGUUUGUGCGCACAAAGCCGGUAAAAAGUCACGGAUCGACAUGCGGGAUUCCAUGCGCAAGAGAGAUGGUGAAUCAGAAAAUGUCUGGUAGCGCGACGACUGGUGGAGGAAUUUCUGCCGCUGAACCUCAAUUUUUACUGUAGGAGUCGAAUGCUGUCUUGCGUUGUCGUGAAGGUAGGCGUACUUAAGCUUUAAACGACAGUCUCUGCAUGCCUCAUCAAAGGCAGCUGUGUUGUCGAGUUUUCUGUAUUUUCUUACUGACUAGGCAAGCGUAGAUGUAUAUAUAUGUAUAUAUAUGAAAAAAGGAAAUCAUACAGAAUGCUGUUCUCGAAAAAAAGUUCCGUGCGACUCAUGUUCCACUGCUCUGGUGAGCAGUUGUGUAGUGGUGCUUUACCCAAGUCCGUCUGCAUCGUUUCAUCUUUUCGGGAAACUCAUGUAUGGAAUAAGAGAAACCUUCGUGUUUUGGGCGUUUGAAGUAGUAUGAAUGACCAGUUCUGGCUUGUGGCCGCUUGCUGAUUUUGCUUGGUGUUUCGAGAGUCCUUUUACAAAAUUACGCUUGUGUGUGUUCUGCCAACUAGUGAAAACCCCCCGUAGUCAUUUCGGGUCUUACGUCCUUGCAUCCAGUCGGUGAAACCGUUUUUUAGGCCAUCCUCUCUGGAUCGUGAUUCGAGAAAGGGAACGAGUCUCUGGCCUCCGCGUGUCUGCACAUUACCAAGACGCGCUGUUUCUGGGAAAUGCUUGAAGAAGGCAGCAAAGGGGGCAGAAGCGAAAAUAGAAGAACAUGUUAUGCAAAAACACAGGACGUGGAAGCCAGGGACCUUGAAAUAUGGGCAACGCUCGUGUGAAGAAAAGCGGUGAAGCCUGCAAAAGCAACUAGAUGAACUCUGCAAACAGGAAGGCAUUACGCGGUUGUACCGUUUUGAAGUCUUCUUGUAUUGUUCUUUAGGAUAACGCUUCCAAAUAGCUGAUCAUUUGUGUAUCGCUUUUUAAAUUAUUACCAUUUUUAAUCCUGUACAUAUGUGAAUCAAGAGCUUUUUCCAUCCAUUUGACUUACAGCGUAUUUGGAAUAAAUAGAAAAUGACGGUCAUUCCUUGCGAGUCGUUUUGCAAUCAAAGCCGUAACCUUUCCAUGGUCGAGUAACUCCCUUUUGGCCAGAUCGUUUUACCACGCGUUGGCGCGAUUGUUCUGGACGCUUUUCGGGGGAUUUCGUACGCCCAUGAAUGACAGAUAAAUUAGGAGCGCUGGGAAACGAGAUGAUAUGCGAAGUCAUUUUCGCUCGUAACCGACGAGCGUCGCUCAUGAGUUAUUUUUCGGAAGAUGCUUGAGUUUAUGAAACCAUUGUCUCCAGCGCAUGUCAUAAACUUUUGGCGUUGCUGAAAGUUCCUUU